This is a messenger RNA of Chaetomium globosum CBS 148.51, 2394 nucleotides long. RefSeq lists its product as uncharacterized. Gene Ontology annotation, molecular function: protein binding. Lineage: Eukaryota; Fungi; Ascomycota; Sordariomycetes; Sordariales; Chaetomiaceae. The transcript has 7 exons. The coding region runs from base 1 to 2394 and encodes 797 amino acids. The record is from RefSeq and is a predicted model, not a curated record.
AUGGACCCGAGCGUUGUAUCGACCGCCACAAGUAACAACGCAGCUGGCUCGGCAUCUCAGUAUAACGCGCCGGUGACCAUCUACAAUGGGAUACCCAGCGAAGCCACGCCCCCUAAUCCUGAAAAGAGACGGGAGGAAUUGUUGAGUCGGAUCGAGCUACCGGAUUUGCUAUUUCUUCUUCGAGGCCGAGCCGGAUGCCAGGGAGGCCUGAUCAGCGCCCUCCGCCGCAUCCUCUUGCAACUUUUCAGCCAAGACAACAUCCCACUCCCGAGCAAGAGCCAGGGGCUACUCAAGACAAAGACGACGACGACGCCUUGGAACUUCGACCAUCUCUGGCAGCUGCUACUCCACACGGCAAAGCAACGCGGCGUCGGCGAGAUUGUGUGUCUCCUCGACGCCGUGGACGAGUGCGGACCGAAAGAAUGGGCGGCUCUCUCGGGGGCCCUACAGCGGCUUUAUGGGUCCAAGGAAUGCGAAGCCUUCAACCUCAAGUUUCUGCUGACCAGCCGGCCCUACAAUCGGAUCCACUGUCGGUCUCAGAUUUAUUCAAGACAUCUUAUGCCGUUCACGUCCAUACAGAGCCUUGCGCCGCAUCUCGGACCAGUUACCCGCUGUCUGCUUCGGGACGCCCUUCUCAGUAGCGCGAAAAUGACCUAUCUGCCAGUCCAUCACACGCUCGGCGCCAUCAACAAGGGCCUCAGGGUCAGCCGAGGCCGCGUCGUCGGGAUUGCCUGGCGGCUCCCGGAUGACCUUGCAAACGUGUACAAGAAGAUACUCCUUGAGAGCAACAACCCCGAAAGGGCCACUUGGGUACUGCAGAUUGUGGUGGCUGCGGCCGAGCCAUUGACCGUGGCGGAGAUGGCCUCUGUGUUGGCCACCAUGGCGGGCGAAGACAUUUUUGACGUCGACGGGGAAAACGACUUCAUCAUCCAUGAGACGUGCGGACUCGUGACCAUGGUGGAUUCGACUGUCCGCUUGAUCGAUGAGACGGCCGUAGUACAGCCUGAGUUUGAGAAGAACCCCCUGGGGCGAGACGACCCUGCCGAGCCGUAUCUUCAAGGCCACCCGUUUCUGAACUAUGCUUCUCGACACUGGGUCACGCAUUUUUGGGCAUCAUCUGCCAAGGGGCGAGAAAGUAUGGCCGACUCAGUGAUUGCGUUAUGCAACCCGACCUCGCCUCACUUUCUGACAUGGUUCCGUCUCUACUGGGAAGACGCGAAUCCAGGCAGGGAGAAACUCCCCGAGGGGUUCACAGCUCUGAUAGCUGCCUCCUAUCUUGGACUACCACCUUCUCUGAUUACCUCACUCAUACAAGGAGGGGCGGAUCCCUGUGCGCGAGACAGUACUUUUAAUCGGUCACCGCUUCACAGGGCCGCUCUGCGGGGGAACGCGGAAGUGGUUAGGGAGCUGUUAGGUGUCACUGGUAAAACGGCAACUUUGGAUAGCAAUCCCGAUAACGCGCCUUUGACGCUGGCUCGGCUCAACGGCCACGCCGCCACAGUAAGCGCCCUUCUCGAGAUGGGCCACUACUUGACCUUGGCCAACCCAAAUGGCUGGUCGCCCCCGGACUCGCGGUUGUUCCGUGACUUUACCACGACCAUUCGGAUGAUGCUUGAUGCGGGACACGACACGACCUUCACGAACAAGGAAGGAUGGACGCUUCUGCACGCCGCUGCGAGUUGCAACGACACCGAGGCACUGACCCUGCUCUUAGACGAAGGGAUUCCCCUGGAGACUACGAGCGUAGACGGAUGGACGCCGCUCAUGACGGCAAUCCGGCAGAGGCAUCGUGAUGCCGCGGUUCUCGACUGCGACACAGCAACAACACAGUCUGAUCGCCUCGCAGCGCUAGACGAAGCCGCCGAAGGCGGCCAGCUCGAAGCCUUCACCGUCCUUCUCGAUGCUCCCACGGAACCCACCAGCAGAACCGACGCCGCCGGCCGCGCCUUGAUCACGGCCGCCACCUUCGGCUAUGAAGGCAUCGUCACCUUGCUGCUGCGCGGGGAGUUCAAAGCCGCCUUCUGCGGCGAGAAACAGUCCACGGCUCUGCACGUGGCGGCGCGCAACGGCCACAAGGGCAUUGUGAACCUGCUUGUUGACUGCGGCGUCAGCCUGGAGACUAGAAACAAGGACGGCGAGACGCUGCUGCUGGUAGCGGCGAGAAAGGGGGAAGAAAACAUGGCGAAGUUCCUACUCUCGAACGGCGCUAACCCAGAGGCCAGAGACAAGCACGGCGGCACUUACGAACCGCUACUGGCACUAGCGCUACAGAUACACGAGGGCAUAGCGGAGGCGGUGCGAGUAAAAUGGGUGGGCUGGUUUACCGCCCUGCAGAGCGCCAUCGCGCCUCCUCAAUGCUCGUGGCUCACGCUGGGUGUCUGGACAGGCACCUGA